Capronia coronata CBS 617.96 is the source of this 1443-nucleotide messenger RNA. RefSeq lists its product as uncharacterized. The coding region runs from base 1 to 1443 and encodes 480 amino acids. Gene Ontology annotation, biological process: positive regulation of transcription by RNA polymerase II. Lineage: Eukaryota; Fungi; Ascomycota; Eurotiomycetes; Chaetothyriales; Herpotrichiellaceae. The record is from RefSeq and is a predicted model, not a curated record. Gene Ontology annotation, cellular component: nucleus. Gene Ontology annotation, molecular function: transcription cis-regulatory region binding; DNA-binding transcription factor activity. The transcript has 2 exons.
AUGGCUGUUGCUCAGCUCCUUAGUUUUCAGCCGUGGAGAAAACCGGAAGCACUGUCGCUCCAGGCCCGGAUGUACAAGUCUCUCGCCAAAGAUCUGCAUGGUUCAAGGGUUACGGAUGAAAUCAUGUUGGCUAUCACUCUAGUGGGUUGGUCAUCGUGUUGGUUUGAAGCCACGUCCCUAGGCAACGAACAUCAUCUGGGCGCAAGACGGCUCCUUUUACAAUGGCUGACUACCAGACGGCCACUUGUACAGGCAUCAGCUGGGACCGUCGACUACCAAUUCCUGGUGCGCGGCCUUAUUUUCUGGGAAAUGGUCUCAUCGUUCAUGAUGGACGAGAGUAGCGGGAUUGUCGAACUUAUCGAGCAUCCCGACUCGAAGAAAAAGAGUCCAGGUCUACGGGAAUUGGUAGUGGACCCUCCAGGAGAGUCUUCGCUCAUCGCCGUCGACGCAAGUAGUAUGAUCAUACCGCAUCCGUGGACUGGUGUGUCGACUGGUCUUUUCUAUCUCUUUGCCAAAGUCGGCCGCCUUCUACGAACCGAGGUCAAGCGAAUCCGAUCUCACGGAUGGAAUACACUGGCUUACGCUAAUGGCGAAUGUCGAUGCGAUGAAGAUGAGGGGUUGGCACGCAGUCAUGCACUCUCUCAGGCAUCGGAUCUGGAGAUCCAAUUGUUGAAUUAUGAGCUGCCACGGGCAGACGCAAUUCAUCCCACCGGCGACGUCUCCACCACCGUUGGAGAUCUGAUCGAUCUUGCCAAAAGCCACCACUUGGCUGCUAUGUUACAGCUAUAUAGGGUGUUCCCUGAGCUCCUUGAGCGCCGGCUACCCUUGAUCCAAUCACAGAAUGCUGUGGAUGGCGGUGAUAACAGAGAUCUUUGGGGAACAAGGCCUGCCCGGGAUGAUCUGUCCCAAACCUCCUCGCGCGAGGGAUUCCUCUUCAGCCUCGCCGGCCGCAUACUGCGAAUGUUGUUGAAAUUGUCGCCUGCCUCAAGCUCUCUUCAUGGCUGGGGCAUCGUGCUACUGAUAGGCGCCAACGAGUUACAUCUCGACCGUGAGUAUUUACAACAAGGUCGUGAUCAAUCUCCAGCCGAGUGUUUUGAACAACCAAGUCCAGAGCGACAUGUGAACGACACCCUGGGAUCAUACAGUUCAGACGACUCUUCGCCAUCUCGUGAGAAUCGGAUGCCCGAGACUCCGUUGGGAGCCGAACACAACAGCGAAGGCCUUGAUGAUGAGAUGGCCAGCUUGACGAGAACUCCGGUUCUGGAUCUUCGCUCCUUGAUUUGGAACACCUUGAGCCACCAGCGGCACACAAUUGGCCUGAGCGGGGUGCAACGCGGACAAGCCACCGUGCGAGAACUUUGGAGACGGAUGGAUGCAGGCGAUCCCCAUGCAUUCUGGCUGGAGAUCAUGUACGAUAAUCAUUGGGAAACCAUGCUGGCUUAA